AUGAACUUAUCAGGCAUGACCCACGCGGAAGCCAGGUAUUUGUCUAUUCGGCACUCUUCUGACACUAUCAUGGGUAAAUAUAAGGUUUAUAACCCCGGAUCAAAACAACUCAUGUCAGUCAGGAAAAUGAUCUCGUUCAGGAAGGUAGCGCUAACUGUAAGUGGCGUAAGAAACAGAUCGGUGAUAACUGUUCAUGAAACAAAAGUGGCAUCACGUCAUGCCUUUGCUGAUGAACGUCAGAAUGAUAGCAAUUAUCCGACGAUAGAAGGUGUCCAAGGCCCCGAUAGAGAUAUUUCAGCUGAGGAAUCUCGGAAGAUUUUGGAAGAGGCAAUAGAAUACUCGAUACAUGGCCCAAGUGUACAAGGGAUUCAGGGGGGACACGAUGAAUUAGUUGCUUUAGGAAAUGCGUCUGCUACCAACGUCGUUGAUUCUCAAAUUCCAGAAAAUAUUCGGAACUAUUCAUAUUCCAGAAACAUCAGUUUGCAUGGAUGUAUGCAGACGAAUGUUCCAGACCCAUAUAAAGUUCAGUCUGGCCACUUUACUUCACAGCUGGAUCACGGUACACCACAAAACAUGCCAGGAAAUGGCAAAAAACUAUAUCAGAAAUAUAUAUCAGGUGGUCGAAAUGAUGUCAAUAGUUCACAGCCUCCAAGACGUUCUUUUCAUGUAGGCGUUCAACAUCUGUCUCAAGAUACACAACCAAAUUACCAUGGUGCAUUCAUUGAUAAUUCUGUGAAAUCACAAGGUAUUGAAGGUGUUGGUUAUGGGCUUAAAAACUACGAUAAAAAAUAUAAUCAAUUUGGAAUGGAAACUCAAGCUCAUGUUUUCUUGGAACAAGAGGAAAUCAUUCGAAACACAGCAGAAAGAAAUAGAAAAAGUAUUUGGAGUCACCAAUCCAAUGUAUCUCCAGAUACACCGAUGGAUGUUUCUGCAUUAUGCAGUAGCCAGGCCAACGAUGACAUAACAUUUGGACUAUGGUUAGAAAAUUGUAAUGGGUUUCACCUUCACAAAUAUCGUAAAGAAAAUCUACAAUGGUUCAAGAUAAGGAACAACAGUUCAUCCAGAAUCUUUAACCAACAGGACCAAACCAUUUACUCAUUUGUAAUUGGUUGUCAACAAAUGAGGCAUUAUUCAACCUCAAAACAAAACCAAGAUUCACAAGAGGUUGGUAACAACCCACCUGAAUCUGAUCAAAGCCUAGACAAUUCUGCAAAAUAUUCCAGGGCCAAUUUAAAGAAAGCUAUAGCAGAAUAUGGUUCCACUGUGAUCAUUUUCCAUGUUAGCCUUGCUUUGAUGUCUCUUGGAGGGUUCUACGCUUUGGUGUCAAGUGGGAUUGACGUCGUUGGACUCUUGACUAAGGUUGGAAUAGGAGAGAGCAUUUCCCAAUCAAAGGUGGCUGCAGGUGCUAGCACAUUUGUCAUUGCCUAUGCUGUACACAAAGUGUUUGCCCCAGUUCGAAUUGGAAUCACACUCACUGCAACACCAUUCAUCGUGCAGUACCUACGUAGAGUUGGGUUCUUGAAGGCUCCUCGCAAGUCCACUCCAAAGUCAACUUGAUUGUUAAUUUGAUACAGGAUUGGUGAAGUUCAGUUUCUGUACUUUUGAUACAGGGUUGAUGUACAGUUUCUGUACAUAACAUGUUCACAUGAUUGAGGUACAGUUGUAUUUAUAUAUGUCUCCAUAUUUUUGGUUGUCUUGAUCUUCCACUUAAUAAAAGAAACCUAUUCUUAACCCCUUUAUGAGACAGUUUGUCACAACUGUUUGUCACUGAAGUUUUUUUACCUACCAUAGAUUAGUUUACUUUCAUUUGAGGUUGCCUUACAGAAAUACUUCUACUAGUAGAGUUACACUGUUUAAAAUACUGAUCUUGGAAUGUUAUCAAGAUGAUAAUAGAAAAAAUUCCAAAAUUUAGGAAACGUACUGUUACCCGAGUGAAUGUUUCAUUUGAAACUGUAGACAAAUCUUUGUUACCUGUGGAGUAUGACCAUUACUUACAGGUAUUACUAUGCUACCUUUGGAGUAUGACCGUUGUAGGAUACAGCCUCAAGAUUCACAAUUAAGUCACAGAAAUGUGUAGACCAGUUAUAAAAAUAUUUAUUUUUUUCAUGGCACUGUAGGAUACAGCCUUUUUCUCAAGUCACAGAAAUGUAUUGGCAAAUUUGAAAAAUAUUCAGUAAUGUAAUACUUUAGUUCUGUAGAACACAGCCUAAUUCACAAAAUGAAUAUGAAAUAAAAUGUAAAUAAGUAGUUCAUCAAUGUGCUUUAUAGAAAUGUUUAUUUUCUGGUCCAGACAGUAUUGUGAUAGUUGAUAUUAUUAGUGCUUACUUUUAUAUUUGAGUAAGAAGUAUUACAGAUGGUACAUAAAAACUUUUAUAAAAGAAGGAUACUGCAAAAACAAGCGGACAUUUGUUAAUGUCCAAGUUUGACAAUGGACGAUGACAAGAUUUUCCAGAGAAUCAAAUAGAUUUUCAUUUAUCAUUUAUUAAUGUCAGGUUGAUUUAGAACAUUGUUUUACAAGUGGUAAUGGGAUAUUUGUUCUGUUUACAGGACACAUGUUAAAAGGCAGGUAAUAUUUACAUGCUAAUACAAAAUCUUCUAAACAAUAAACUUAACCUGGAGGAAAACAA
Ylistrum balloti is the source of this 2627-nucleotide messenger RNA. RefSeq lists its product as uncharacterized. The record is from RefSeq and is a predicted model, not a curated record. Bases 1 to 1557 code for a protein of 518 amino acids. The transcript is spliced from 3 exons. Gene Ontology annotation, cellular component: mitochondrion. NCBI's taxonomy places the organism in Eukaryota, Metazoa, Mollusca, Bivalvia, Pectinida, Pectinidae.